Huiozyma naganishii CBS 8797 is the source of this 1182-nucleotide messenger RNA. RefSeq names its product phosphoprotein phosphatase methylesterase 1 (gene PPE1). The transcript has a single exon. Gene Ontology annotation, molecular function: protein methylesterase activity. Gene Ontology annotation, biological process: protein demethylation. Lineage: Eukaryota; Fungi; Ascomycota; Saccharomycetes; Saccharomycetales; Saccharomycetaceae. The record is from RefSeq and is a predicted model, not a curated record. Bases 1 to 1182 code for a protein of 393 amino acids.
AUGGCUGACGGUUUGAGAAGGAAAGUUGCUCUUUCACAUUAUGAGGCUGCUCAGUUAUUUUUGGAUGGCAAUCCAGAGGAAGAAGUGACGGAAAACGACGCGUUUGGUGACUUACCGUCUACUGUCGAGCUGAAAACAACUCAUUCACAUCAUAUCCACGAUAACAAUACGAGUAAUGAAACGACGAACCAGUUAAUUAACAACCCGUUCCUCAAGUGGGACUCCUUCUUUGAACACAAUAUCCAAGUCGAAUUAAAGGAUAGAGGCUACAAAUUCAAUGUAUAUUAUACUCUUCCAACAAAAUUUGAUUUUGCUUCUCUGCCCAUUUUUAUGUUUCACCACGGAGCUGGAUCUUCUGGUUUAACUUUUGCUUCUUUGGCAAAGGCAUUGAAUGAAAAGCUAGAUGGACAAUGUGGCUUCUUCUCCUUUGAUGCCAGAGGUCAUGGAGACACACAGCCUUUGUCACGAGACAGAGCUCAACCACAGUAUAACAGGGAUGAUUAUACUCUGGACUUUUCUGCCCUCAUAGAUUACCACUAUAAUGACAUUCUGCUUGCGUCAAAAGUUCCUAAAGAAAAGAUAAGUCUGAUUCUUGUGGGCCAUUCAUUAGGUGGAAGUAUAUGCACUUUCGUAUAUGAUCUGCUUUCUACGGCAGUCCGCAAAAGCCUGUUAGGCGUGACAAUGUUAGAUAUAGUCGAGGAGGCAGCCAUCCAGGCGCUUAGAAAGGUGGACCACUUUUUAUACGAGACUCCAAAUGUUUUCAGCUCAUUUGAAGAAGCUGUAGAUUGGCACGUUAACCACAGUCUCUUUAAAUCGAGGAGUAGUGCAGAAAUCGCUAUUCCUGCACUAUUCAAAUACUCUAAUUCUGGUAGAAUAAUGAGAAUUACCGACCUGAAAACUUUCCGACCCUUUUGGGAUACUUGGUUUUCUGGAUUAUCACAUCAAUUUGUUGUUACGCCCACUUGUAAACUACUGAUACUUGCUGGGAACGACAAUUUAGACAAAGAGUUGAUUGUUGGACAAAUGCAGGGAAAAUAUCAACUUGUGGUAUUCCAGGAUUCAGGCCACUUUAUACAAGAGGAUGUGCCGACGAAAACGGCACUGACACUUAUAGACUUCUGGAAGCGGAAUGAUAAUAGAAAUGUUGUUAUCAAGAGUAAUUGGGGAAAGGCUGUUAAGUAG